Molecule: messenger RNA, 951 nt
Organism: Desarmillaria tabescens
Lineage: Eukaryota; Fungi; Basidiomycota; Agaricomycetes; Agaricales; Physalacriaceae
Product: Metallo-dependent hydrolase
Exons: 4
Coding region: 1-951 (316 amino acids)
Molecular function (GO): hydrolase activity, acting on ester bonds
Source: RefSeq, a predicted model, not a curated record
AUGGGCAAGAACAACAAGAAAAAGAGCUCCCUCCCUCCUCACGACCUAAUGACCUCUGGCUUCCCCCAGCACGCCUCGACCUCACAGUGCACGAUAAUCGACACCCAUACGCAUCUUCUCUCCACGUUCGCGUUGUAUCGCUCAAAGUACCCUGAAGGGCAGUAUGAGACAGCGUUUGACUUUGUCAAGGGCGUGUAUGCAGGUAAGGGGGUGGAGACGAUAGUCGAUGUGUGGUGCGAGCCGGAGGUUUUCAUGCGGGGGACGUGGAAGGAGUUGGCAGAUGGGAAAUGGGAAGGUAUUCAGUAUCGGUUCGUCAUCGGUGUUCACCCACACGAAGCGAAAUCGUAUACCCCUGCUGUGGAAUCUGAGAUUCUCACUGCGCUAGAGCAUUCGGCUUGUGUUGGUCUGGGUGAGAUUGGGUUGGAUUAUCAUUAUACGCUCUCGCCGCCGGAUGUCCAACAGCGGGUGUUCGCCCAGCAGCUACGGAUAGCCGUGGAUCGUGGUAUCCCGAUAACUGUGCAUACACGAGAAGCUGAAGAAGACACGGAGAGAAUUAUGAAGGAGAUCGUACCCAAGGACCACCGAGUCCACAUUCACUGCUUCACCGACACCGCCGCAUUCGGCCUGCGCCUCCUCGAGUACUUCCCGAACCUCCAUAUCGGCGUGACGGGCGUCGUCUGCUACGCAUCGAACCUCAACACCUCUGAUCUCCUCAAGCAGAUGGCAGCCUCGGGUAACAAGCGGAUACUGCUGGAAACCGACGCGCCGUAUAUGGUCCCGGCGAAUGUGUAUGGUGCGUUGGAGCCGAAGCAGUCGAGGUUGCCGUUUUCGCAUUCGUUGAUGAUUCCAUGGACGGCGGAGUUUGUGGCGGAGGUUAUGGGUGAGGGCUGGGAUGCGGAGAGGGUGUUGAAUGUGGCGAGGGAAGGCGCUAGGAGGGUCUAUGGGGUGUGA